GGGAGUAAAAUAUUUAUUCAUGGGAUUCACACAAAUGUCUUAGAUCUUCACAUUUUCUCUCUGCAAUUCCUAUAUAAGACUUAUGCAAUGUUCUGGGCUGCUGGACACUGGAAGGCAAGUUUAUACAAAGGAAUUAUCAGCUCACAAUGCUAUGCUUCCUCCCAGCCUUGCUUGUGGCUAAACAUACUCCUCCUCAAAGAAAAUGAAAGUGCUCUACAACUUUGGCCCAUUGUCUGGUGUUCUCUAGUAUUUUUAAUGCAAUUCAGUUAUUUGUGGAAUGAAACCAUGGAAGGACAAUUUCCUGCAGAUCAGAUAUGGCACCAACUGUGAUUUGACAGGGUGCUAACUCUGAUCUCUUGCUGGAUCCAAACCUCCAUCUGAAAGGGGUCCUGACAUUAUUACUUUGAUCUGAAGAGGCCCAGGUGGAUAAAGGUGUUGGAUUAUAUAAGGAGGAAAUUGAAGGCCUGAGAACUCAGCUUGUUAAAGCCGAAAUGGCAAAAAUGAAACAAUCCAAAUUGUUUGAUCGAGAAAUGGCAAAUGCCAAAGCUCUGGCAGAUCAUCGGGAGGAACAGUUAAGAAAGUUGAAGGAAGAACUUCGUAAAGCAAGACAAGAACAGGAUGCAACAGUGAUGUUUAACGAAGACCCUCCUCAGCCAUUUAAACCAAUUACUUGUGGUGGUGGUAGUGGAAUUAUACAGAAUACCCAUGUGCUAGUGUUAAAAUCUAAGCAUGCCAAGCUGGAAAAGGAAUACACUCAACUCAAGAAAGAACACGAACUACUGUUGACAAAUGAGCAUCUCUUGAAAGAAGAAGUUCAGAAAUGGAAGGAGCGAGCUGUGAAGAGGAGGGAGCGAGCCUUGGGAGACACAGUGGAGGAGCAUCAAAUCAAAUCUCCAAGGAAAGCACCAGCUUCAUCACUUUUGGCACUGCCAGCCUCUCCCUGCAAGGAGUGCUCCAUGCAGCCCAUUUUGCCUUUGGACACACCACAGCCGAUGCCAUCGAACAGCCAAUCGGUUUUUUUUGAUAACUCGUGCUUAGGGAUUACUGCAAACACAGAAUCUUGCAGAGCAGAAUCUGAAGAAAAUAACUUCAACAACUGGCUUUCAUCAGAAGAUAAAGCAGAUGUUUCUAACUGCAAGACUCAGUAACAGUCA
Messenger RNA from Pseudonaja textilis, 1154 nucleotides. NCBI's taxonomy places the organism in Eukaryota, Metazoa, Chordata, Lepidosauria, Squamata, Elapidae. The record is from RefSeq and is a predicted model, not a curated record.